Hemibagrus wyckioides is the source of this 1088-nucleotide messenger RNA. It is a transcript of the gene nfatc2ip, whose product is annotated as nuclear factor of activated T cells 2 interacting protein. The transcript has 8 exons. Gene Ontology annotation, biological process: positive regulation of transcription by RNA polymerase II; cytokine production. The record is from RefSeq and is a predicted model, not a curated record. NCBI's taxonomy places the organism in Eukaryota, Metazoa, Chordata, Actinopteri, Siluriformes, Bagridae. Bases 36 to 1028 code for a protein of 330 amino acids.
UGAAGCGGUAAGACAUUGGGAGUACUCUUUAUACAAUGCAACGAUUAUUGUUUUUGUUAUCCCUCCAUGCUGUGAUCGGAAGUCUUUCUGUGUUUCCUCUCCUACAGAGAUCUGCAUUUAGCUUGGAAUUUGACAGUGACAGUGAUGUUGAGAUUAUUGGACUGAGCCCCCCAAAUCCACCCUCCAAACGAAGGCGUGUCCUCGAACCUUCAGCCAUCACAUCAGGACCUAUUUACUCCAAUAAGGUCACCCGGAGCCUUCGAAUGAAGCCAUCUGUCUUCAGAAAAACAAACUGCACAGAGGUCAAUGGAGAAGCAUUCAGCAUAAACCUGAGUGACUCUGAGGAGGAGCUAGGACCAGAUAAACCUCGAGAACACAACCAGAAACUGGAUGCCCUGAGCUCGCUCCUGUGUUUAACAUCAAAAACACCUGAAGAUAUUCUAGACGUCAGUGACAUCAACUGCUAUGAUAGGAACAAUGACAUUAUAAUUGUUUCCUCUGAGGAUAAACCGAAAAGACGCACAGCCAAACCUAAGCGCAGAAAACGUGCCCAGGAAAUCUCACUGAAAUUCCGCUGCCAACUGGACGUGCACAAAAUUCCUGUGCUUUCGACAGAUCCUCUGAGCAAGGCUGUAGCUCAGUUAUCUGUCAAACUUAAUGUCCCGCCUUCUAAAAUACUGCUAAUGAGGAAUGAUGCUGAGCUUCCUGUGCGCUCCACAAUCACGCAGUUGGAUCUGGGCAUUGCAGACAUCAUAGACUGUCUCGUGAUAACAGACGACAAAGAAGAUGAAAGCAGCUGUGAUGUCAUCACUGUGCGACUGCAGGGCAAAGAAAAAGGAUCUGCAAAGGAAUAUUCCGUACAAAAGAAUGCUCCUCUGGGGUCCGUCCUGUCACAGUACACCUCAGGUCUGUCUGCCGCUGCUAAGCGCAAAGUCAGAUUUCUGUUUGAUGGGUUAAAGGUGACGCGCAAUCAGACACCUUUACAGCUGGAUAUGGAGGACGGUGAUGUCAUUGAUGUCUGGGCCUAAAUUUUUAAAGCAGUGUUUCAUUUGCCUUUUUUUUUUUACUUUCUGCGGUUUGAAUUUGAG